Molecule: messenger RNA, 879 nt
Organism: Microstroma glucosiphilum
Lineage: Eukaryota; Fungi; Basidiomycota; Exobasidiomycetes; Microstromatales; Microstromataceae
Product: Metallo-dependent hydrolase
Exons: 6
Molecular function (GO): hydrolase activity, acting on ester bonds
Source: RefSeq, a predicted model, not a curated record
CUCACAGACGCCCACUGCCACCCAACCGAUGACCCCACCCUCUCCUCCGGCGAUCCAAAUGGUGCCCAGAAGCUCGCACAGCGUCUGCAACAGAUUCCAUUGGAGGGAGCGUGUGCUAUGGGUAGCUGUACUGAGGAUCAAGUUCUGGUGAGGAGGCUGGCGGAAGAGAUGCACAAGAUGCAGCUCAGACCUUGCUUUGGCUACCAUCCCUGGUAUUCGCAUUCCCUCUCCCUCGAGCACCCACCACCUCCCCGCGAAGAGCACUAUCGCUCCCUCCUCCUCACCAAUGACUCAUCACAACAAGCCAGAGACGAGUUAGGAGCUCUCCUCCCUCAUCUUCCCACGCCUAGAUCCCUAAAAGAUAUCUUAGAGGAGAUACGCAAUAAUUUGAGGGCUUUCCCGAAUGCACUCCUUGGCGAGGUGGGGCUGGAUAGGGCGUUUAGGAUACCGACGAGCAAAGAGGCUCACACCCUCGCCCUUCGAGGCAAACGUCUCACCUCUCUUGGCGUACCCAUUGGGCAUCAGUGUAAAGUGCUGCUGGCCCAAAUCGGCGUAGCGGUGGAAGAAGGACGCAGUAUAAGCUGUCAUAGCGUACGGGCUGGUGAAGCGACGGUAGAGCUAAUCAGGGAGUGUUGUAGAGUGUACAAUGGCGCUAAUCUGGAUCUUCACUCAUGCACCAUGAGCGCCGAGCAGCUCAAGGAGAUUCUCCGCCACCACCCCAACAUCUUCGUCUCCUUCUCCACGACCAUCAAUGCACGUCAAAAAGGUCUCAUCUCCCAGCUAGCAAUCGUUCCUCCUACACGACUCCUCGUAGAAUCCGAUUGGCAUUCCGCCGAGCAGCUAGCAGGAAGGAAUUGGGACGUGCUCAAAUUGGUAGCC